CAAAAACAUCACCAUGAGAAAACGACCAAAAUUAGAGCGCAAUAUUCAAAGUGAAGACAGCAUUAAACUCAGUGGCAAAUUAAUUAUCUAAUUAUAAACAUUAAUUGAUUUUUCUUAAUUAUACAUAUAGUAUCUUACUUCUCAGAUAUUAACAAUCACUGUAUCAAAUGCUUCUUCUUUUUGCCGCCGUUGCCCCUUUUUCUUCCUCCGAUCAUUCAAUUUUACUGUUUCCGGUAGUUCCACUUUUUAAUUUUAAUUAACUCAGCUUUUUUAAAAAUCAGUAAUUACUUUUAUUUUUUCCUUCUUCUUCCUGUUUUCUUGAUUUUGUAGAUCACAAUCGAAAAACAUCAAGAUUUCUUGUUUUGUUUUGUUUUGGUUUUUUGUUUCAAAUUAUUGAAAGGGUUGUAAUAUAGUAGCGAAACUUCAUCUGGGUUUUCUUCAAUUUCAAAUUUUGAUGGAUUAUUCUGGUGGGUUGGUCGAAUUACACGAUUUUGGAAUUGGGUUUUGAAAUUUACUCUUAAUGGAGUAGCGUAACUUCAUUCUUGAGUUUUCUCUGUGAAUCUUGGCUGGUUUACCCACUUUUGGGAACUGGGUUUUGUUUUUGCUUGUGAAAGGUUCAAACUUUAGAUGAUCUUGCAACCUGAGAGUUAAAAAAUGAGGAAUAGGGGAGAAAAGGAAGACCUAGAGGGUAAAUUGCCUGUGUCAGUAACAAGAGAUUCAUCAGUUAGUCUUUUAAGGGUGUUGUCAACUUUGAUUGUAUUUGUAAUUGGAGUAGUUAUUGGAUUGACUUCAAGUUCACAUAUUGAUAGGUACUUUACCUUUCAAGCUGAACAGAUUAUAGCAAAUAAUGCAUUGGCCGAUACAGUGAGCAAGGAGAGUGGAAAUUGUUCUGUUUGUGAGAAGGAGGAUUGUUUAAGCAUGGAUAGUUUUGUUAGGCCAAAGAUUUUGAUUCAUGGAAUGUCAGAUGAGGAAUUGUUUUGGAGAGCUUCAUUAGAGCCUUACAAGAAAGAGUUUCCAUUUAAGAGAGUGCCUAAAGUGGCCUUUAUGUUCUUGACUAGGGGACAGUUACCAUUUAUACCAUUGUGGGAGAGGUUCUUUCAAGGGCAGGAUGUGAAUAAGUAUUCUAUAUAUAUGCAUGCCCUCCCAGGGUAUGUGCUAAGUAUUUCUAAUACCUCAGUUUUUUACAAGAGGCAAAUUCCAAGUCAGCAUGUUGAAUGGGGAUCAGUAACACUUGUUGAUGCUGAGAAGAGGCUAAUGGCCAAUGCUCUGCUCGACUUCUCAAAUGAGCGGUUUGUCCUCCUUUCUGAGAGCUGCAUUCCAGUUUACAAUUUCCCAACUGUCUACAAGUAUCUCAUAGGAUCCAUUCAUAGUUUUGUUGAAUCAUAUGAUGAUCCUUCUCGCUAUGGGCGUGGGCGCUAUAACCGCCAUAUGAAACCUGAUAUCAAACUUCCUGAUUGGCGAAAAGGGUCGCAAUGGUUUGAGAUGAAUCGAACUUUAGCUGUUAGAGUAGUUUCAGAUACCAAAUACUACGAUAUCUUCAGAAGAUUUUGCAAGCCUGCUUGCUAUCCAGAUGAGCACUAUAUUCCUACUUUUAUUCGAUUGUUCCACGGACCUUUAAAUGCAAACCGAACAGUGACGUAUGUUGACUGGUCCUUAGGGGGACCUCACCCUGCAGCAUUCAGCGCGGUAAAUAUUACUGAAGGUUUUUUACAGUUGAUAAGGAACAAUGGAACAGCAUGUGCAUACAACUCAGAGAAGACACAUGUGUGUUACCUCUUUGCUAGGAAGUUUAAUCCAAGUGCUCUAGAACCUUUACUGAACCUAAGUUCCAAAGUGAUGGAAUUCUGAAGAGGAUUUUUGAGAGACAAGGGUAUCUUUUUUCACCCUUUCCUUGUGAUUUAUAUUGAUGUUAGAUCCUUUGCUCACAAGUGUAGGUUUGCAUUAUGAGUUUUUUGACUCCUGUAGUACAUGCUUUAGAAUUUCUUGGGGAGGAUUUAGGUCCUUAAAACUGAGGGGAGGUACUAAUUUUCUUGUGUAGACGACGUUAAAUUUGCCAUUAUUUUUUUGUAGUUGGGUAAACUACCAUGUUAAUGAUAUCCAAGAUGUUUUGUAGCUUCAUCUCCAGUUAAAGUUUGUACCAGAUAUCAUCUUU
Solanum tuberosum (potato) is the source of this 2152-nucleotide messenger RNA. RefSeq lists its product as uncharacterized. The record is from RefSeq and is a predicted model, not a curated record. NCBI's taxonomy places the organism in Eukaryota, Viridiplantae, Streptophyta, Magnoliopsida, Solanales, Solanaceae. Gene Ontology annotation, molecular function: glycosyltransferase activity. The coding region runs from base 655 to 1848 and encodes 397 amino acids. The transcript is spliced from 2 exons. Gene Ontology annotation, cellular component: membrane.